AUGGGCCUGGGUAUGCUCGUGGAAACCACCACCCUUCACGACGCUCUCCGUCAACAAGGCGCUCCUACCGCCGCCUGCUACUCAGGCUUUUCCCUCGGUGGCUUCCUAGCGGCGUUUAUCACUGCCAUGGCCGGUCAACCUGAUAUCACCUGUGCCCCCUGCAUGGCUGGUCGCUCCGCGAACCUCCCCUUUACCAAAGGCGCCAUGUCAACGUGCGUCGACUGGGCUGCCUUGGAACGGGAGCAGACCAUCAUCACCGAGUUCUUGCUAGACCUGCAAGCCACCCCUGGAGGCGAUCAACUCCAUCGCUGGACUCCCGACGAGCUGCGGUCCCCGGUGGCUGUGCUGGGUGCCCUGCUCGAUACAUUUACUGACUUGGCCCAGCUUCCCCCGCUGGAGGACGUCAGUCACUUUGUUCUGCUCGCGGCUGACCGCGAUGCCUACAUUCCAUACGAGACGCACCGACAGCUUGCCGAGCUCUGGUCCGGUGCUGAUGCACGUGUAUUGGAUGGUCAUGGGCACGUGACCUCCUUCUUUCUUCAGCAAGCAGCAAUGCGGGAGGCCAUUGCGGAUGCAGCGACUCGCCUGUUGGCGUCUCUUGAACAAGCACCUCAACAAGACCGCAAGGCCUGGGCCUAA
Monosiga brevicollis MX1 is the source of this 639-nucleotide messenger RNA. RefSeq lists its product as uncharacterized. The record is from RefSeq and is a predicted model, not a curated record. The transcript is spliced from 4 exons. The coding region runs from base 1 to 639 and encodes 212 amino acids. Lineage: Eukaryota; Choanoflagellata; Craspedida; Salpingoecidae.